AUGUCGGUACUGAAGAAGAAAUUGAAAUCUUUUCACGAAACUUUUCCCUAUUGCGCUUUUGCACUUGCGUGUGCACUAAUAUACCCAAAUCGCGCAAAUAAUCGUAAAAGAGUUAUAACAUUUGGUAUUCUAAUGAGUUUUGAUUCAUUAAUGCUGUUUUGGUUUGUUUCGAAUUUAGCCAUAUGUGCGUACACCUUCGACAAAUACGACCUCUCACGAAAUCUUUCUGUUGGUAUCGUAGUCGCAGUAUUCUUUUUCAAAUUCUUUUACGUGUACAUCAAAAAUGAUAAGUUUGCGGACUUAUUGGCAAACAUUACUGACGAUCUUUUAAAAGGCAAUGACAUGGACGAAGAUUACCAAGCAAUAUACGAGGAAUAUAUAAAGCUCGGCAAAAUUGGUCAAACUUGUUGGAUUAUCAUCCCAAUUUUGUUGAGUACGCAGUUUCCGAUAUAUGCAACUGUCCUUAUGAUUUACGAGAGUUUAACAAAAGACGAUGGAGAGCGAUACAUGGUCCACGAAAUGAGACUACAAUUCAUUGACAAUAAAAAAUAUGAAACGCCUUAUUUUGAAGUUGUAUUUAUAUACAGCCUUGUGCAAUGCGUUGUUUUAUGUCCAAACUUUGCUGGUUUAGAUGGGUCAUUUUGCAUUGCAAGUAACCACUUAUGUUUGAAAAUAAAAUUAUUAGCUCAUAAGGUACAUAGAGCAUUCAAAGAUUCAAAUAAUAGAUAUCAGUUGGAAAUGAAUGUAAAAGAGGCUGUAAAAGAGCACCAAGAAGCUAUAAAAUUUUACAACGAUCUGCAACACGUAUACGGGGGCUGGCUUUUUAUUGUAUUUUUAUUGACAUCGAUAUUAAUUUCAAUGAAUCUAUAUCAGAUUCACUUGAGUGAAAGCAUUGACACCAAAUACACAAUUUUUGCUGUAAGUGCUGUGAUUCACAUGUUUACACCAUGCUAUUUCGCAUGCAACGUAAUGAAGGUAAGUGAGGAGUUGAGCUGGGAUAUUUAUGAUGUCCCAUGGGAGUCGUGGGCGGAUCCUGUUGUAACAAAACUCUUAAUAUUCAUGAUAGCGAAAUCUCAGGAAACGUUUAUACUCUCUGGGAAAGGCAUUGUGUACUUUAAUAUGCAGCUGUUUAUCUCUGUCUUACAAACCGGUUACUCUUUCUUUACGCUAAUUUCUAGUUAA
Molecule: messenger RNA, 1182 nt
Organism: Pararge aegeria (speckled wood butterfly)
Lineage: Eukaryota; Metazoa; Arthropoda; Insecta; Lepidoptera; Nymphalidae
Exons: 3
Coding region: 1-1182 (393 amino acids)
Biological process (GO): sensory perception of smell; detection of chemical stimulus involved in sensory perception of smell
Cellular component (GO): plasma membrane
Molecular function (GO): odorant binding; olfactory receptor activity
Source: RefSeq, a predicted model, not a curated record